UUUACGCAUCAGAUCAGGUGUAUCACUACCGUGGUGCUGCCCCUGACAGCUACUCUGCUUAUCAUCCUCCUCCUCAUCCUCCUUUAGUGUGCGCUGGGAAUCAGACGCCCCACUCCCUGCUUCGCUUAUGGUUGCGGGUCAUUGAACAGAGCAGCUGAUCACUUCUCAGUUUAACGUGCGGAGGCGCACCGGCUCCAUAUUGAUUACCUAUAACUGGUGUCAUGGUUAAGUGGACAGACAAGGAGCGCAGCACGAUCAAAGCUGUUUGGGAAAAGGUUAAUGUAGAUGAGGUUGGACCAGAAGCUUUGAGGAGAGUGUUGAUCGUCUACCCCUGGACCGAGCGGUAUUUCGGUACAUUCGGAGAUAUCGCCACUGCGACUGCUGUAAUGAAUAACUGCAAAGUAGCAGCCCACGGCAAGGUGGUGCUGAACGCCCUGGGCCACGCAGUGAGGAACUUGGACAACAUCAAAAGCACAUAUGCUGCACUCAGCCAGCUGCACUGCGAAAAACUCCAGGUGGAUCCCGACAACUUCAGGCUGCUGGCCGACUGCAUCACCAUUACAGUCGCCUGCAAAUUCAGGAGCGCCCUGGACCCUCAGAUCCAAGCUACCUGGCAGAAGUUUCUGUCUGCCGUGGUCGACGCAAUGUGCAGUCAGUACAACUGAGGAGGCCAACAAAACCCAGCUGGAGAAAAAAAAAUAAAACUCAUAUUUAAGCCACGUGUCGCUUUGUGGGUUUUUUUGUUUGCCCCCCCCCCACCAACACCCCGUUGUGUCCUGUAUGGCCCAUGCAAGG
Messenger RNA from Xiphias gladius (swordfish), 795 nucleotides. Its product is annotated as hemoglobin subunit beta-1-like. Gene Ontology annotation, molecular function: haptoglobin binding; peroxidase activity; oxygen binding. Gene Ontology annotation, biological process: hydrogen peroxide catabolic process; oxygen transport. The record is from RefSeq and is a predicted model, not a curated record. Bases 222 to 665 code for a protein of 147 amino acids. Gene Ontology annotation, cellular component: haptoglobin-hemoglobin complex; blood microparticle; hemoglobin complex. The transcript is spliced from 3 exons. NCBI's taxonomy places the organism in Eukaryota, Metazoa, Chordata, Actinopteri, Istiophoriformes, Xiphiidae.